AUGGAAGCGUACAACCUUUCAUCAAGUCCUCCAUCUGGAGGCACGAAUACUCACCAUGGUACACCAUCUACUAUUGCCACUAUCAUGUCUCCUGAGGCUGGAGCGUCUUCGGUUCACCGAGAUGCAGACGUCAACAAGCUCGAUCUUGCACUCAACCGACGAGAAGCCUCUGGCAGCCUGACUAUUAGCAAGCGCAGACAUGUUGAAUUGGCUCCGGUCAACACCUCCAUUCCAAGAGCCCCUCUUCGAGUUUUGUCUGGUGCAGCGGCUCACUUCACACCGACACCAACCACCAUGACACCUGGUCAGCCUCUGGUUGGCGCUGCUGCAACACACAACGUUCCGGGAGAUCCUUGUCACCCCGGUGUCAUCGGUUGCGGCCCUCCACCACCACCUAUGCAGCUUGACUAUCGCAACGUCGGCAAAUUCACAACUGAACUUGUUGGAUCGACUCGAGCUUUCGUCGUAAAAGGCAUAGCUAUACAAGACCAAGCUGGCUAUGAGCUUGUUUCUGAAACAUAUGAGAACUUCAAAUCCCUCGUCGACACUUACGGCAUCUACGUGCAGAACGGACUUUUUGCUGUCGAGUUCUAUGACCACGCUGAGGCCAAGGAGGCAAUGCACUUGACGCAAGCCAUCUGGAAUGGAUUCUUCAGCACAGGUCAAGCCAAAUGUUCAUGGGUUUUGCCAAAAGAGCUCGCUGCGAUCAAGGGAUUGCCAAUCGACGAGAUUUCCAACCAUGUCGCCGAGUUCACUAUCGACAUCGUCAAGUGUGGUCCAGUCGCCACCACCAACGUCGACGCUAGAACCAUUUUCGACAUGUGUGCAGAGCUCGGUCUCGUCAAGGCCUUCCGAGUUCUCCCCGCCUCAAGACUGUCUUCCAUGCGAUACCAAGUCGAAUGGUCCGAUGCACGAAUCAAAGCUCUCAAACUAUCAGGCAAAGGGAUCUCAGGCUUUCGAGUUGCUAUCAGUGCCUUCAAGCCUGACCUUACUCCUCAACAAGCAAGUGGCAUUGGUCUCUCCAGCACAUUGGCAUCCAGCAACGCUCGAGUCGAAGCAAACUAUGGCCGUGCCACAUCUCGUCGACCAUUACCACCCUCUCACAGUGACGGACGCGGCCCACGAUUUGGUCCACGAAUGCAGACGGGCGCUAGAGGUGGCCAACAGCACAAUGUUGUUGACCUCGAUCGGAUCCGAUAUGGUCUUGACGUCCGAACUACCAUAAUGAUUCGAAACAUCCCAAACCGUGUUGAUCAAGCAGCUAUGAAGAUGAUGCUUGACAUGACGUCCUUCGGACGAUACGAUUUCAUGUAUCUCCGAAUCGACUUCAACAAUAAAUGCAACGUGGGCUACGCCUUCGUUAACUUCGCACAUCCUGUCGACAUCAUCACCUUUGCAGUUGCUCGAGUUGGCAAGAGAUAG
This is a messenger RNA of Lithohypha guttulata, 1422 nucleotides long. RefSeq lists its product as uncharacterized. Gene Ontology annotation, molecular function: nucleic acid binding. The transcript is spliced from 6 exons. NCBI's taxonomy places the organism in Eukaryota, Fungi, Ascomycota, Eurotiomycetes, Chaetothyriales, Trichomeriaceae. The record is from RefSeq and is a predicted model, not a curated record. The coding region runs from base 1 to 1422 and encodes 473 amino acids.